This is a messenger RNA of Penicillium daleae, 1395 nucleotides long. RefSeq lists its product as uncharacterized. The transcript has 2 exons. NCBI's taxonomy places the organism in Eukaryota, Fungi, Ascomycota, Eurotiomycetes, Eurotiales, Aspergillaceae. Bases 1 to 1395 code for a protein of 464 amino acids. The record is from RefSeq and is a predicted model, not a curated record.
AUGUUGUGGAGUAUCUUCGCAUCUCUCCUCACCGCUGGUUUGGUGACAGCGGACAACAUUACAGCCACCGUCAGCCUCAGCGUGUCAAAAGGGAAGCCGGUUCACUGGGCGUCUGGUUUCAUCUAUGGCAUCCCUGAUACGCCGAAUCAAAUCCCUGAUCACUGGUACACCGAUAUAGGAUUCCGCUAUGGUCGCGCUGGAGGCGCACAGCUCGAGGCGCCAGCGCGAGGCUGGAUCUGGGGAAUGACAGAGUACAAAGGGCGCUUGGAAUCGACGCUAUCAAAUUACCGCACCUGUCGCAAGUAUGGUGCAGACUUUAUUCUGCUGCCGCACGAUGUAUGGGGAACCGACCAUGCUAACUCUUCGACCGUUUGGCCUGGCGAUGGAGGCGACUGGUCGGAUUAUGACUUGUUUGUCAGGACUUUGAUGAAGGACCUCAAGGCAAACAAUGCGCUGAAGGGUCUAGUUUGGGACAUUUGGAAUGAACCCGACAUUAGUAUUUUCUGGGAACGGAGUCAGCAGCAGUGGAUUGACUUGUACAUUCGUACCCAUAAGCUGCUUCGCGCUGAUCCAAAUGGUUCGCAAAGAGAGGAUCCUAGCUUCUACACUGUCCAGAUCACCGGCCCAUCAUUGGCCUUCCGUCCGGUGCCUGGAAACACUUGGUGGAGCAACUGGCUGGCUCAGAUCGCGGGCAACAAAACCAUUCCAGAGCAAUAUUCUUACCAUCUGGAAGGUGUGACAAGUGAUUGGGACAAUGACCUUCAGAACACAAACGGCACUCUUGCGACGCUUUUGAAAACUUUCGGUCUUCCUGAUCGCCAAAUCAACAUCAACGAGUACGCCAAUUACGGCGAGCAAGUCCCUGCUGGAGCUGCAUGGUGGAUUUCGCGAUUAGAAAGAUACGAUGCAUUGGGGCUGCGUGGAAAUUGGCUCAGUGGAUGGACUCUGCACGACCUCAUGGCAAAUCUCCUGACGAAAAAAUCAAAUGCGACCGAUUAUAAUGCGACCGACUACGCACCGGCCCCUGAGUUCCAGGUAUAUAAGUACUACAAAGCGAACAUGACGGGACACCGUGUCGAAACUUCCGGCACCGGAGAUCGCCUGUUUGAUGUCUAUGCGACAGUUGAUUCGGACAAAGUUCGCAUUCUGUCAGGAACACGGAUUACGGCAGGCAAUUGGCAGAUUACCGUCAAGGGAAUGAGUGCUGUUGGGCUUCCAUCUGAAGGCACGGUUGAUAUUCAGACUUGGGGAUUUGCGGGCACGUCUGUGUUUGAAGAAGUGGAUUCCCCGAGUGAUCGUGGCAUUGUCUCGCACACAUACUUCGGUGAUGCGUUGACAUUCCCGAUCUUUCAGACUGAUGCUAGUACGGCGUGGGCAUUUGAAUUUAGUCGCUAG